AUGCAAUCCCACACGACAAGUCUUUCGAGCCAGUACCACAUCGUCCACGGCGUCUGGCGCCACGACUACGAAAUCACCGGGUCGCACGCCUUUCACGUGGACAACUCAAGUCUUCGACCGGGAAAACCAGAUCUGACGUUCCACGCCGGCCCGGAUACUAAUGCACCCGUGGCGGGGGUUUGUAAAUUCCGACACUUUUCAUCCGACACCGAGAUUGCUCUGGGUGACCCGACAACGCCUGGGGUCAGCUGGGAGCGCAUGAGCCGCGAAAGCCUCCGCAAAGUGAAAUACGCUUUCUGCAUGAACUUUGACGGCCGGCAACGCCGCUUCACCUGGAAGAAGACUAGCUCGCUCGGAGGCAGCCACUCUGGCAAUUUGAAACUGGUCGAAGAGCCGAGCGGGAACGUGGUGGCCAUUUUCUCGUCGGGCGGCUCGUUCUCCAAGAAAACCGGACAGCUGGACGUUCAUGCAGACUACGGUGAACGAUUCUCGGUCAUGGUCCUGAUCACGGGCAUUGCGUUGCGCGAGAAACUGAGACGGGCCAGCAAAAAUGGCGCGGCCGCUGGUGCUGGCGGUGCGGGCGGUGCGGGUGGGGGUUGCUAA
This is a messenger RNA of Penicillium cinerascens, 603 nucleotides long. RefSeq lists its product as uncharacterized. The record is from RefSeq and is a predicted model, not a curated record. NCBI's taxonomy places the organism in Eukaryota, Fungi, Ascomycota, Eurotiomycetes, Eurotiales, Aspergillaceae. The transcript has a single exon. Bases 1 to 603 code for a protein of 200 amino acids.